Cladocopium goreaui is the source of this 1050-nucleotide messenger RNA. The record is from the annotation of a GenBank genome assembly. NCBI's taxonomy places the organism in Eukaryota, Dinophyceae, Suessiales, Symbiodiniaceae.
AUGCCGAGGGGCAGCCAUGAAUACGAGCUUGUCCGUGCGAAUUCCAAGGACGUCCUGGCGGCAAUCGUACAGCGGGAGCGGCUGAACUGGAAACAACGGAUGGAACUACGUCGCUGGAUCAGAAGCACCACCCUAGAGUUCCAAGACAGUUUGCAAAGAAAAGAAAUGACCAAGACACCGGAACCCGAGAAACCUAAGGCGGACCACGCCCGCGAAGAAGAGUCCUUAUCUGAGGAUGAGCGGAGGGCCAAGGCAAUGUACGGCGAUCGCGCUUUGAAAGGGCCUAACGCACUUGACCGCAGUAUCAAGGUGGUGAUUCUCAAUCGGAGACACCACGGGAAAGAGCUUCAAACGAUCGAGCGAUUAACGAAGACGCAGAUCGUAACCGAUGGCGGUCGGCGCUUCCGGCGUCGGGAUGGCCACGGGGUUGGGGACCAAGGUGAUUGGCUCAAGGUUCCUAAUGAAGCGACCAAGAACCUACUGCGAUGGGAAGCCAUGAUCAAAGCAAUCCAACACGCCAUUGGGCAAGGCGCUUUGCGUCAAAUAAGCACCCACGAGUUGGCUGAGAUUCACCGUGUCCUGGUGAGGCGCUUGGAUGGUGGCUUUCGGCGCUUGGAUGACGUGAUUGCACUUAUGAGAUCGAUGUUGACUUUGAUUCAGAACGAGGGACUUAUGGUCAGACAAGCUGGUGAAGGACUCGAUCAACUCCAGGCCGGGGACGAAGUGACCGUCUUUUUGAAUUAUGGGGCGGUGGAGGUCCACAAGAUCGAUCGGGUCACGAAGACGCAAAUCGUGAUCGGCGGUUGGAAGUUCCGUAAGAAAGACGGAUUUCGGAUAGGUAACGUUGGCUGGCAUACGGCUCACAUUGAACUGACGACCGAAGAACACCGGUCAUUAAGUCGCCGAAAGAAGUUGAUAUUGGAGGUCCAUCGGCUGGUGGAAUGGGCCAAUCGUCAGAGACUGAAGCAAAUGACCGACGCCGAACUCACCGAGGUGAAGGUCACCCUCAAGAUGAUUGAAGAUCGGAUCAAGGCCGACGACAGCGAGUAA